CAUGAUGGGAGCAAAAUGCAAAAAGCUUCGCAGUCUGGAUUUGUGGAGAUGUAAAAACAUAACUGAAAGUGGAAUAGCAGAAUUGGCUUCAGGCUGCCAGCUUUUGGAAGAACUUGAUCUCGGCUGGUGCCCUACGUUACAGAGCAGUACAGGCUGUUUCACAAACCUUGCACGUAAACUCCCAAACUUGCAAAAGCUCUUUCUUACAGCCAACAGGUCUGUGUGUGACACAGACAUUGAGGAGCUUGCUGCUAACUGUACGCAUUUACGGCAGCUGGAUAUAUUGGGGACGAGGAUGGUAAGCCCUGCAUCUUUAAGAAAAUUGCUGGAAUCUUGUAAAGAUCUUUCUUUACUCGAUGUGUCCUUCUGUUCACAGAUUGAUAAUAGAAUUGUCCUAGAACUGAACGCCAACUUUCCUAAUGUGUUCAUAAAAAAGAGUUUCACCCAGUGACUCACUACAUAUGCUGCUGUGGAAUUCAUUUGACAGAGUUGUUUCCUGUGAAUUUGUGCUGACUUUUUUAAAGAAGAAUGUAAAUCCCCUAUAAAAUACUGGACAGUAUUAAUUAUCUACACAAAUGGGUAAAAUACAUUUAAAUAUGUUAUG
Messenger RNA from Fulmarus glacialis (Northern fulmar), 604 nucleotides. RefSeq names its product F-box/LRR-repeat protein 4-like. The transcript has 2 exons. The record is from RefSeq and is a predicted model, not a curated record. Gene Ontology annotation, cellular component: SCF ubiquitin ligase complex. The coding region runs from base 2 to 451 and encodes 149 amino acids. Gene Ontology annotation, molecular function: protein binding. Gene Ontology annotation, biological process: SCF-dependent proteasomal ubiquitin-dependent protein catabolic process. Lineage: Eukaryota; Metazoa; Chordata; Aves; Procellariiformes; Procellariidae.